Messenger RNA from Ochotona princeps (American pika), 3053 nucleotides. RefSeq names its product dynein cytoplasmic 1 intermediate chain 1 (gene DYNC1I1). Lineage: Eukaryota; Metazoa; Chordata; Mammalia; Lagomorpha; Ochotonidae. Gene Ontology annotation, biological process: transport along microtubule. Gene Ontology annotation, molecular function: dynein heavy chain binding; dynein light chain binding. Bases 346 to 2232 code for a protein of 628 amino acids. The record is from RefSeq and is a predicted model, not a curated record. The transcript has 17 exons. Gene Ontology annotation, cellular component: cytoplasmic dynein complex.
AGUAGCAGAGAAUUGAUCCAUGUGGGUACCCUCUUGGCCUGGCCCUCCCUGACUGAGGGGUGCGGGAGGCGCUGCGCGCAGGGCCCUCCCGCAGGAGGGGCGUGGGGUGCGGAGGGCGUGGGCCAGGGGCGGGGCGAACCCCAGCUAGGGUGCGCAGGGAGCUGUCAGAGCCCGGCUCGGCUGAGGAGCAAGAGGAAGUGAUCGCUCCCGCAGGAGCGCGAGCCGCGCGGCCUCGCAGCGUGAGACAGCACAUCCUGCCCGCCCAGCCGCCCGCCAGCCUGCACGAGCCCGGAGCCCCGAGCCCUGAGUCUUGCCUCUGCUGCGCUGAGCGUCCAGGAAACCAACAUGUCUGACAAAAGUGACUUGAAAGCUGAAUUGGAGCGCAAAAAACAGCGCUUGGCACAGAUUAGAGAAGAGAAGAAACGUAAGGAAGAGGAAAGGAAAAAAAAAGAGGCUGAUCUGCAGCAGAAGAAAGAGCCGGUCCAGGAUGACUCGGAUCUGGACCGCAAGCGUCGGGAGACGGAGGCCCUGCUGCAGAGCAUCGGGAUCUCCCCCGAACCCCCACUAGUCCCAACCCCUAUGUCUCCCUCCUCGAAAUCAGUCAGCACUCCCAGUGAAGCUGGAAGCCAGGACUCGGGAGAUCUGGGACCGUUAACAAGGACCCUGCAGUGGGACACAGACCCCUCAGUGCUCCAGCUGCAGUCAGACUCAGAACUUGGAAGGCGACUGCAUAAGCUGGGGGUGACGAAGGUGACCCAAGUGGAUUUCCUGCCACGGGAAGUGGUGUCCUACUCCAAGGAGACCCAGACCCCGCUUGCCACACAUCAAUCUGAAGAGGAUGAGGAAGAUGAGGAAAUGGUGGAACCUAAAAUUGGCCAGGAUUCAGAAUUGGAAAAUCAAGACAAAAAGCAGGAUGUGAAGGAAGCCCCUCCCAGAGAGCUGACAGAGGAAGAGAAGCAGCAGAUCCUGCAUUCCGAGGAGUUCCUCAUCUUUUUUGAUCGAACAAUCCGAGUCAUUGAGAGAGCUCUGGCAGAAGACGCGGACAUCUUCUUCGACUACAGUGGUCGAGAAUUAGAGGAGAAAGAUGGGGAUGUCCAGGCUGGAGCCAGCCUUUCUUUCAAUCGCCAGUUCUAUGACGAGCAUUGGUCCAAGCACCGAGUGGUCACUUGCAUGGAUUGGUCUCUCCAGUACCCUGAGCUGAUGGUCGCUUCUUACAACCACAAUGAAGAUGCUCCCCAUGAACCAGAUGGAGUGGCCUUGGUUUGGAACAUGAAGUUUAAGAAAACCACCCCAGAGUAUGUCUUCCAUUGUCAGUCCUCUGUGAUGUCAGUGUGUUUUGCCCGUUUCCAUCCGAACCUGGUAGUUGGUGGGACGUACUCAGGCCAGAUUGUCCUCUGGGACAAUCGCAGUCAUCGAAGGACACCAGUGCAACGGACGCCCUUGUCAGCAGCUGCACACACACAUCCUGUGUACUGUGUAAAUGUUGUUGGGACCCAGAAUGCUCAUAACCUCAUCACUGUCUCCACUGAUGGGAAAAUGUGUUCUUGGAGCCUGGACAUGCUCUCCACGCCACAGGAGAGCAUGGAGCUGGUGUACAAUAAGUCGAAGCCUGUCGCUGUUACCGGAAUGGCUUUCCCAAUGGGAGAUGUCAAUAACUUUGUGGUUGGCAGUGAAGAGGGCACAGUCUACACAGCUUGUCGUCAUGGAAGCAAGGCAGGCAUUGGUGAGGUCUUCGAAGGUCACCAAGGACCAGUGACGGGAAUUAACUGCCACAUGGCAGUGGGCCCCAUCGAUUUCUCUCACCUGUUUGUCACUUCAUCAUUUGACUGGACUGUCAAACUGUGGACCACAAAGCACAACAAGCCACUCUACUCCUUUGAAGACAACGCGGACUACGUGUACGAUGUCAUGUGGUCCCCCGUGCACCCCGCACUCUUCGCCUGCGUCGACGGGAUGGGGCGCCUGGACCUCUGGAACCUCAACAACGACACGGAGGUUCCAACAGCGAGUGUCGCCAUUGAGGGGGCAUCUGCCCUGAACCGCGUCCGUUGGGCCCAGGCUGGCAAGGAGGUCGCAGUGGGGGACUCUGAAGGCCGCAUUUGGGUCUACGACGUCGGAGAGCUUGCAGUGCCACACAAUGACGAGUGGACCCGGUUCGCCAGGACGCUCGUGGAGGUCCGCGCCAACAGAGCCGACAGCGAGGAGGAGAGUGCAGUGGAGCUGGCUGCCUAGGGGCCAUGAGCGCCCCCACCGCAGCCCCCCCCUCAGCUUCCAGGGCUCGGCAUCUCCAGUUGAGUCGACCGCCUUCCAUGUCCAUCCAGUAUCAGUGUUGCUGUGGCGUUUGGGGCGUAGUCGUCGUGCCUGCCUUGCGCCAAGUAUCCCGGGUGUGUCCUGCCGUGCCAACCACAGACCCGAAAUCACCAGAGUAUUUGUGUCUCACAACGAGGGAGAGGGGGGUGGGAGGGAACCUUUACCGGCCUAGCUGUUGCCUUUUAACUACUUAGUAGCUGUAUUUAAUAGCUGGAAACCUCUGGUUCAAUUUGUGCUUACAUGCACUUCUGGCGCAGUUCUAUUAAAUCCAUAUGAAGCCAGAUAUGAUUGGGUACAGAUGCGGCGUGCCUCAUGCUAUGGUAGCGGGCCAAAGCCUUGCGAUGUGGUCUUUUGCGCGGUGACGCACGCUAUGAAUGGAUUUACUAGGAGAACAUUGCUGCUCCUUAUUUAUUGUAGUGUGCUGCAUGGAACAUAUUUAUUUGAAAGUAUUAAAAUAAACGAUCCCGGAGCAUGUGCAUAAUGAGAGGACUGUAUUCUCCCUGCUGCUCUGGAGGUUACGUUAAGUUCCAAAUCAGAAUUACUGUAUGCCAGUUCCGCCCAGGACCCAGAGUCCUCAGAGGUUGGUUGUAGUGAAUAGAAUGAAUUUUUAAUGCCUAUUAUUGCUAGGUACUUGAGCGAUAUUUCAAAUAGAGUUCACCAUUGAUACUUGUCGUUCACACAGUCUUGACAAGAGUCUGUAGUUCCUAAAUAGGACCAGAAUUGCUAAUAAAACAUUCCAAUCC